Brassica napus (rape) is the source of this 2741-nucleotide messenger RNA. RefSeq lists its product as uncharacterized. Gene Ontology annotation, cellular component: transcription factor TFIIIC complex. Gene Ontology annotation, biological process: transcription by RNA polymerase III. Lineage: Eukaryota; Viridiplantae; Streptophyta; Magnoliopsida; Brassicales; Brassicaceae. The record is from RefSeq and is a predicted model, not a curated record. Gene Ontology annotation, molecular function: protein binding. Bases 482 to 1762 code for a protein of 426 amino acids. The transcript has 8 exons.
UAAAGCUCUGAUUGCAAUUGCAAAUAUAAUUCAAUAACAAGGUUGUUUAUACAAAAACCUAGAAUGUCCUAUUUAUACUAAACGAAAGAGAACGGUAGCGUAUCUCUUCUUCCUAAUUUACACAGAUUUAUAUUUAUCUAUAAGAAUCAAAUCUAAACAAUUAUUUACUGGAAAAACGAGUAAAGUCCAAUAUACGUUAAAAGCCCACCAAAUAUGUAUGAUACGCUGCAUCAAGGCUGAACCAGAAGUUGAGUUGAGCAUCUCAGAGGAAGCGCUAGGGUUUGAGUUUCUGAUCAUAGAAUCCAGUGUUGUGAGAAUUUGGUCUGAAGAUUUGAAGACGUUUCUGUGUAAUCGACUAUUCCGUUCGAGAAUACCUUCCCCCUUCCUCUUAACAUAGUGAAGCUACGCAACCCCGUCUCAACUCCUCUCGCUUGAGAGAAGUAAAAUCCAAAAGAGACUUGUUUUUGGUUUGUUUAUCCUUAUGGAAGAUAAGGGAAAGGGUCUGGUGGGAGAAGAUGAGGAAAACUCGUUGUCUGUAUCAGAAGGGGGUCCAAGCAAUAUGGAAGUAGAUGGUAGUGAUGAUAACUAUGAUGAUGAUGAGGACGACGACGACGACGAGGGAGAUGAGUCUGAUGAAGCUGUAAGUGUAAUUCCGACCACAUUCGAACGCCUUGAAUAUGAAGCUCUGGCUGAGAAGAAACGCAAAGCACUUUUUGAUUCUCAACGUGAUGGUUCAGAGAAGAGAGGCAAGUAUGAUGCUAAGGAACUCGUCUUUACUGGCCGCCGACGAAGGAGAAGGAUGAAUAAAAAAAGGGGUAGACGACAGGGGUCAAAGAAACAAAUUUCACCUGAGAUUCAGAAGAGGAUGACUGAGGCUAUUUUUCUUCACGCAGAUAAUAAAGACAGUGAGGCUUUUCCUAUUUUAUUUGACAUUAUUAACGAAGCACCAGCCUUCGGUCAAGCUUAUUAUUACCUAGCACUUGUACCUGACAACCUUGGUAAGACCGAGGCAUUGUCUACUGACGCAUUGAAGGCUGCUGCAUAUAUAAAAGGUCCAAAAUCACAUGUUUGGAAGUUGCUUUACGACAGGGCCAAGGAACAAGGGAACAUGGUGUUAGCAAGCGAUUAUGUGUCCAAAGCAGUACAAGCAGAUCCUGAGGACAUUGAUCUGAAAUAUGAAUAUGCAGACCUCUGCCUAAGUGCUGGGAAAUAUAAAGAAGCUGCUGAAACCUAUGAGAAAAUAUUUCGUCGGCAUCCUGAUAUAAUUGAGCCACUCAAGAGGGGGACAGAGUAUUUUCUAAAAUCCGGCAAGGGUGAACGAGCAGCAAACAUGUUAGAGGAUCAUAUAAAAUCUCAUCCAUCUGAAGUGGGGCCCGAUAUCUUGGAUCUACUGGCUGAUGUUUUGAUGCAAAUUAAUGCGUAUGAUAGAGCUCUUAAGUAUAUUCAUGAUGUGCGCCAAAUUUACAAUCUAGGAAAGGAACUGCCUUCCAGCUUAAAAAUCAGACAAGCCAUCUGCCAUGUUCGCCUUGAAGAAAUGGAGCAAGCAGAGAUUGUUUUAAAUAUUCUGCCACGGGAGGCUGUAUCUGAACAUCCAAAGCUCAUCAUCGAUUUGGCUGAUGAGCUAACAAACAUCGAGAAUUUUCAUUCUGCUCUCAAAUACUAUUUGCUAGCAAUCAAUGACACUUUGAAUGUAAGUAAGAGUAUUAGGCAGUUGUACUCGAUUGUUUCUUCUCUUACAACUUUUGCUUCGUCACUUUGGUAACUAGUUGUGGUUUUCCUUGUAGAAUGGCUAUUUGCUUGUGAAAGCUGCUCGCUGUUAUAUGUCGUUGGAAAAACGAGAACAGGCCAUCGUUUUCUAUUACAGAGCUUUGAAUGAACUCAGUGAUCCAAUUGAUGCUCGCAUAACUCUGGCUUCACUUCUCCUGGAAGAUGGCAAACGAGAUGAAGCUAUAUCAGUGCGCUUUCUCCUCCGGAAAAUCCAGGUCAGCAAAGAAAAAAAUCAUUAUCUGCUCUGGCUGUAUUGUCUACAAGCGAGUGAAUAGUUUAGCAAACUUUGUACAAUGAUUUAGUAUCUUAUUAAAUAUCACUUUUGACAGAUUUGAUGUCAAACUUUGUACAAUGGUUUGUGUUAUCUUUCCAGUGUCGAAUUCACACCCUGUUUUUUUUUUUCUUCCAAAAUGUUAUUUAUGCGAUACGCAUCCAACUAUGUUGUCAUAAGAUUGCUUACGAUGGUUCUUUUCUCUAAGCGUAGAUCUUGACACGUCUAAACAGAAGGCAUGGUGGAAGAAAAGAAAGAUCAGGAUGCAUCUUUGUCAGAUCUAUCAUUCGGAAGGGAUGCUUGAGGAAUUUGCCAAUACAGCAUUGCAGUUGGUUCUUAAGUGGGUUUUGCGGCGAACGGUAAUAGCUCUGUAUCCAAGUUUCAUAUAAUAAACAUACUAACGAAAUUGACAACAUAAAAUAGUUACUGCUUCUUGAAGAAAAACGUACUUUUGAACCAUCUGAACAUCCAGUAUUUCGUUAGGGUUCUUUCAUUCAGCAUUAGCAGAAAGUAGUUUGAUAGAAAUAUUUUUGUUUGCUGGCGUCUUACACUGUUCUUGCAUUCGGCCUCACGAAAACGUUUAGGUCAAGGGAAAAAGAAAACGAUCGGAGCUUCAAAGAAAUAGUCCUAGAGAUACUCAUGCUUCCGAGUGAGUAUUAAAAAAAAAAAAAACUAUAUCCAGCAUAGUCUUUAAGCCUUGCUU